AUUUCAGCAGCUUCAAUCUUUGGGGAUGGCUCAGGCAGCAGCACUGCGAUCAACGCUCCGUGCGCUCCGAUUGUCAUCAUCAUCUUCUUCGCCGCCGUCGCUGCCGGUGCUCGCCCAUUGUCAUCAUUAUCAUCAUCAUGAGCAUCAUCACUACCAUCGUUCUCAUCGUCAUGAUGGAGUUGCAUCAUCGUACGGCGGUUCAACCGUUCAUCCACCACCGCCGCCGCCAACCGUUGACGCGUCAUCGCUGCCACUGCGUUUCCAAGCACCCCAUCACCGUUCAAGCCCGGCUCUCUCCAUUCAGGGGACGAUGGCCAUGACGACGACGACAGCGACGACAGCGACUCGGCGCGCUGUGCAUUCGAUCACUCGCAGUAGUGCUGCUCUUCCCGCCCCGUCCACCGCCGCAGCCCAUCCCCCGCUGGUCCUGCCACCCACGCACAAUGCACUCAAUUUCGCUGCAAAUAAUCGCGUCCAACUUCGUCCGUCAUUCCGCAAAAUCACGUUCCAUUCAACUUCAGGUUUGGCACCAUCCGAACGAUGGCGACCCGAUCACGAGGAAGACAGGCACGAACGAGCAUUGCAAAAGUCAGCCACGCCACCGGUGACAUUUGGAGGCAAGUUGACGACGGCGCCGUCGCCGGCAAACGCGAGCAAACUGCACCGUGACGAGUUUGAGCGCACUGCGGGCGGUGCCACCUCCCAAGAGAGCAUGGCCACGGAUGAGCAUGACGAGCACACCUCGCACCACGAUCCCGCCGUCGUGCAUCAUCACCAUCAUCACCAUCACCACCAGCAAACACGUCGCAAACAGGCCGCGGCUCCCGUUGCCGGCGCCCUCACAUCCACUGGUGCAUCCAGCCUAUCUGUCGGCACUGCACGACCAGCGUCGGCUUCUUUUUAUGACACGUCUGUUGACUUUUAUGCAUCUCAGCCCGUCACGCGCAUGACCAUGAAAACCCUGUUCGAGUUUGGACAAAAUCUAAAGAGCGACGAAAGCAGAAAGCUCUUGUUCGCCAAGUACUUGCAAAACGAGCUGCCCAUUCGACUGGCACACCGCAUCCGGGACUUCCAAAAGCUCCCAUUCAUUGUCGGGUGCAAUCCACACAUUCAAAGCGUCUACAGCUUGUACUUGCGCUCGUUCGACUCCCUGCGACAGUGGCCGCCGAUCGAAACCAUGGAGCAGGAGCGUGCAUUCACCGAGAUGCUCACGCGACUGGUCGACGACCACCUGAAUGUCGUUGUCGAGUUGGGCAAGGGCUGCGUCGAAAGCAAGCGGUAUAUGCCCGUUGACAAGCUCAAUCGGUUUUUGGACUUGACCUUGCAGUCCCGUAUUGGCGUACGCAUGUUGGCAGAGCAGCACCUUGCCCUGCACAAUCAACAGCCAGGCUUUAUUGGCAUUAUUUGCGAGAAACUGCCUCCCCGUGCCAUUGUCGAAAAGGUCGCCGACAUUGCGGGAACCAUGUGCCAACAUCAUUAUGGAGUUGCACCGGAGGUUGAAAUUCAAGGACACGUCGACACAGUCUUCUCGUACAUUCCAGCGCACCUCGAAUACAUGUUGUUGGAGUUGGUCAAAAAUGCAAUGCGAGCGACUGUCGAGCACAACUGGAGUCGGCGUCAGCAAGGGUUGCCCAAGAUUGUCGCCACCAUUUGCAAGGGCACUACAGACAUUACUAUUCGACUGAGUGAUCAGGGUGGUGGCAUUCCGCCGCACAUUAUGCCAGAAAUUUGGACGUACUCGUUCACGACUGCAGAUAUGGAGACCAUGACUCGCCCAGAAGAAGAGGACAGUGACAAUCCCAUGGACUUUGUCAAUCUGAUGGAUGGAUCUGCCUCUCAUCGGUAUGGUCCGCUCGCUGGACUUGGAUUUGGUCUGCCAAUGUCUCGUGUGAACGCCGAAUACUUUGGUGGCUCGCUGAAUAUUUGCUCCAUGCAUGGCUAUGGGUGCGACGUCUUCCUGCGGCUCAACCAUAUUGGAGACACGCUUGAGAGUUUUGAGAUAUAAAUGUGGUGUUUUCAAUUUUGAUUGCUCUGAUGUAUUUUAGAAUCGGAUUUACAAUCGCAAAUAACUCAAAUCACGCUUCGAGGUCCAGUUGUCCAGCUCUUCCCAGAACUGA
Messenger RNA from Capsaspora owczarzaki ATCC 30864, 2117 nucleotides. Its product is annotated as kinase. The coding region runs from base 26 to 2005 and encodes 659 amino acids. Gene Ontology annotation, molecular function: pyruvate dehydrogenase (acetyl-transferring) kinase activity. Gene Ontology annotation, biological process: protein phosphorylation; regulation of glucose metabolic process. Gene Ontology annotation, cellular component: mitochondrion. The record is from RefSeq and is a predicted model, not a curated record. The transcript has 7 exons. NCBI's taxonomy places the organism in Eukaryota, Filasterea, Ministeriida, Capsasporidae.